This is a messenger RNA of Arabidopsis lyrata subsp. lyrata, 1506 nucleotides long. RefSeq lists its product as uncharacterized. The record is from RefSeq and is a predicted model, not a curated record. Lineage: Eukaryota; Viridiplantae; Streptophyta; Magnoliopsida; Brassicales; Brassicaceae.
GCAGAUACCUAAAUAUGAUGAAACCCAUUAAAGGCGUUUCUUUCUCAAUGCCCUUAUAGCUACUGCCUCUUUUCUUACUGGAGCUAGGUGGGCGGCUUCCUCUUUAAUCGAUUGCUUUUUUUAUGGAAAAUAUACACUCUUUCCCUUGGGACAUGAAUCCAAACUCAUGCGCUCAUAGGGACACUCAAAGGUUUCUUGGUUUUGGUUAUUUAAUUUGAAUCUUUAUGGUAACUAAACAUUAUGUUCUGUGAACACGUCUAUAUAUAUGGGGGGAAAAGCCUGGUUUCCAUUCAUUGAAACUCCUUUCUAAAACACUGCUCGUAAAUACUCUUUCUUCUUUGAUUUGACCUGAUAUUUUGAUGGCUAAGAGCUCCGAGAAGCCCAAGUUUAGUCUAAGACUUCUCAUUGAUGAGGAGAAAAACAGAGUUGUUUUGGCUGAAGCUGGGAAGGAUUUUGUUGAUGUGCUCUGUAGUCUUUUGACUCUCCCUAUGGGUACCAUUGUCAGGUUGCUUGAGAAGCAUCAGAAUCCGCAGUCUGCAAUUGUUGGUUGUUUUCACAAUCUUUACAAAAGUGUUUCAGACAUGGACGUUGAUAACUUCCAGACUCAAGCUUGUAAGAAUUUGUUGCUGCAUCCUCGUAGUGCUAAGGCGAGUCAUGGCAGAAAGCUAAAGCUGAACAUAGAUGACACUGAGGCGACCAAAUUCUUUGUCUGCCCAAAUUUUGUUUCUACUGAAGCAUGCCGUAAGUUAUACAGCCAUGUUAGUACCACGAAGUGUUGUUGUGGAAGUUCAAUGACCCAUGAGAUUCCGGUUGAAGAAGAUCAAGCUGAUGGAGUAUUGCUCAGCUGCAGAACAUCAUUUGUUAUUACUGAUGAUCUUAAAGUGGCAUUGAACUCUAUGGGUCUUGUUAUGAAUGUUCUCAAUGAUCUUGGCUACUCUGGUUUUGAUAAGCUGCAAGAAAUGCUUAUUGAUGUUGGUUUUGAAGAGAUUCUAACUUUGCUAGGGUGUUUGUUCACUUCGGAAGCUCCAUUGACAGACACCUUCCUGAGGAAACAUUGCAUGUCAAGGAAACGUAAAAUGUUGACACCACUUGUACAAGAAAGUAGUGUUGCAGGGGUUGCAGAAACACCCUUAACUUUGAAAGUUUAUGUUAGAAAGUCAGACAGGGCUGUUCUGUAUGCUGAAUGCAGAGAAGAAUUUGUUGAUUUUCUAUUCACUUUUCUUGCCAUCCCGCUUGAGUUUGCUUGGGAACUUUCUAUUGACAAUGUUAAAAUGGGCUGCGUUGGUAAUCUGUGCAGAAGCGUGAAAGAUUUGAGCUUUGAGAAGCAGAAAGAAGCCACUGUUUCUAAAUGCAUGCUUCCUUAUUAUUACUGGAAGGGCACAACCUCUAGAUGUUGUUAUCCAGGAAUCACCAGAAUAUGAAUGCUUGGUUUCCCGUUAUGGUCAUAGCAUGCUCUCUAAAAAGAUUAACAAGACUGUGCUUUCAAACGGUGAAAUACUUGCAAAG